UUCCUUCUAUAGUCGAAGAAUAUUAGCAGCGGGUGGUAGAGUCGAGUUUAGGUCCCGGCGGCAGCAUGGAGAUGUCGAGCGAAGAUGCGGUGUUUCUGGACCGCGCCUCUCGAGCCACCAGGGGCAAGAGAAUGACCAAGCUCCUCGACGAUGAAAUCCAAGAAGACGAAUUGUUCUGGAACCAGGACGCUCUCAAAGAGGAAGAAGAAGACGAUAAUUACCAAGAGGAACCCGAGAUCGCCGAUGAAUUCGACUCCGACUUCGACCAAGACGAGCCCGAACCCGAGGAAGAGGACCCUAACACAAUUGACGCCGAUGAAAGGAUGCAUAAGAAGAAGAGGCUGAUAUUUCCGGGGAAGACUCUGGCCAAGAAGAAGAAAAAGAAGAAAGUGUUAUCCAAAUUGGAAAAUUCUCCCAAAGAAGAGGAAAGUUCUGAUAAGGUUGCAGAGGAACAGCAGGAUGAGAUUGGGGAGAGAAUGAUCAGGAAGUCCACUAGGACUUCUGUCAUUGUUCGCCAAGCUGAGAGAGAUGCCAUUCGUGCAGCUCUCCAAGCCACCACCAAGCCGGUCAAAAGGAAAAAGGAAGGUGAGGAGAAGAGAAUGACACAAGAAGAGAUGCUUUUAGAAGCUGCUCAAACAGAGAUUAUGAACUUGCGAAAUUUGGAGCGUGUUUUAGCUAGAGAGGAAGAGGUUAAGAGAAGAGCAAUUGUGCAUAAAACUGUUUAUAAUGGUCCACAGAUACGGUAUAUUUCAAAGGAUGGUUCUUCCUAUUUAGAGUUCAUCAAAGGAUCCUCAUUUCACUCAGAUAUUGCCACAGCGUCUGUACAAUAUCCAGAACAACCUGUUUGCCCAAUUACUGGUUUGCCUGCCAGGUACCGUGAUCCAAAGACUGGUCUGCCAUAUGCUACAAAAGAAGCUUUUAAAGUAAUUCGAGAACGCUUUCUAAAAGAAAGUGCUAACUCUAGAAAGGACAUGAACAUGGGAGGCUUAUAUGAUUCAGUUUCUGGAUGUGGUUUUUCAAUUAAGCAAAAGAGAUCGGUAAUGCCACAUAAAAAUGUCAAUCCUGAUGUUCGGGCCUUAGCUCGCUUUCGUAGAAUUCCUGUUUUUGAGGAUGAAGAUUCUGACUAGCUCCCUUGUGGCUAAUAGUGAAAGAUGUUAUGGUUGUACUACAUCAUGUCCAUGUUUUGGACUUCAGGUUGAGAUAAUAUAAGAAACCGAGUAUUUGAGCUCCGUUUUAGUGCUUUCAAGGAAAUGUUGGUCUCCUGUCUUGGAGCUUGGUAUGCAUUUAUUUAGAAAAAAUGGUCUCUUAUUUAAAUUUGUCUCACUAUAGAAAGAAACAUGAUAUGUCAAAUAUUUAUAUUACAAUUUCUUAGAAGUUUAGUUGUAUAUUUUGUAUAUCUUUGGGUUUGUCAUCUGUUUGGGUUUGUUAGAAGUUUAGUUAGUCAUCUGUUAGGGUUCGGCCAUGAAUGCCUUCAUGUGAAUGUUGGGCUUAAUUUGUCAAAUGCAUCAAAUUUUUUAAACCUGACAUUUGUCUCAGGGAUUAUAAACUGUAACUCCAGGAGAAAUUUACCUACAAUGUCGAAGGUUUUAAUUUUGGAAUCAUCAUUACUA
This is a messenger RNA of Cajanus cajan (pigeon pea), 1610 nucleotides long. It is a transcript of the gene SWC2, whose product is annotated as DNA binding protein SWC2. Gene Ontology annotation, cellular component: nucleus. Lineage: Eukaryota; Viridiplantae; Streptophyta; Magnoliopsida; Fabales; Fabaceae. The record is from RefSeq and is a predicted model, not a curated record.